Molecule: messenger RNA, 582 nt
Organism: Drosophila suzukii
Lineage: Eukaryota; Metazoa; Arthropoda; Insecta; Diptera; Drosophilidae
Gene: MED10
Product: mediator complex subunit 10
Biological process (GO): positive regulation of transcription by RNA polymerase II
Cellular component (GO): mediator complex
Molecular function (GO): transcription coregulator activity
Source: RefSeq, a predicted model, not a curated record
AAGAAGAACGGAGAAGAAAACUAAAAUAUCACUAAAGAAAAACAAACAUAUAAAGGAAAUACAAGGAACAGGAACCGUCAAACAUCAUUGAAAAUGUCUGCUCCUUUGGAGAACCUUGAGACCCAGUUGGAGAUGUUCAUCGAGAAUGUGCGCCAGAUCCGCAUCAUUGUCAGCGAUUUUCAGCCACAGGGUCAGAACGUUCUCAACCAAAAGAUCAACAGCUUGGUAACCGGCCUCCAGGAAAUCGACAAGCUCCGUUCCCAAGUGCAGGACGUCUAUGUGCCUUUUGAAGUGUUCUUCGACUACAUCGACCAGGAUAAGAAUCCCCAGCUGUACACCAAGGAUUGCGUGGAGAAGGCCCUGGCCAAAAACGAGGAGGUCAAGGGCAAGAUCGAGAGCCUCAAGAAGUUCAAGUCAAACCUGCUGCUGGAAUUGUACAAAACCUUUCCCAACGAGAUGAAUAGCUAUCGCGCUUACCGCAAAGACUCCAUGUAACUCAAGGAUAUGCCACCUGAAUCCUAGUUUAUAAGCCAGAUCCUGGAAUAAAUUUAUACUUAUGUACAUUAAACUGGAAUUAACUAA